AUGGCCAUCGUCGAGGCAGGAGCGCUGGCCACGUUCGGAGCCUGGGAUUACGCGGUCUUUGCCCUCAUGCUGCUGGUGUCCACGGGCAUCGGGCUGUGGGUCGGGCUGGCGCGGGGCGGGCAGCGCAGCGCUGAGGACUUCUUCACCGGGGGCCGGCGCCUGGCCGCCCUGCCCGUUGGCCUCUCGCUGGCCGCCAGCUUCAUGUCGGCGGUGCAGGUGCUGGGCGUGCCAGCCGAGGCCUACCGCUAUGGCUUCAAGUUCCUCUGGAUGUGCCUGGGACAGUUGCUCAACUCCCUGCUCACCGCCUUCCUCUUCAUGCCGGUCUUCUACCGCCUGGGCCUCACCAGCACCUACCAGUACCUGGAGCAGCGCUUCAGCCGCAGCGUGCGGCUCUGCGGGACCCUGCAGUACCUGGUAGCUACAAUGCUGUAUACAGGCAUUGUGAUCUACGCCCCCGCGCUCAUCCUGAAUCAAGUGACCGGGUUGGACAUCUGGGCAUCGCUCCUGUCCACUGGAGCCAUCUGUACCUUCUACACGACUGUGGGCGGCAUGAAAGCUGUGGUCUGGACUGAUGUGUUCCAGGUCGUGGUGAUGCUAACCGGCUUCUGGGUUGUCCUGGCCCGUGGGAUCAUACUGGUGGGUGGGCCCAGGAACGUAUUUGAGAUUGCCCAGAACCACUCCCGGAUGAACCUGAUGGACUUUGACCUGGACCCGCGGAGCCGCUACACAUUCUGGACUUUUAUAGUAGGCGGCACGUUGGUGUGGCUCUCAAUGUAUGGCGUGAACCAAGCACAAGUGCAACGCUAUGUGGCCUGUCGCACGGAGAAGCAGGCCAAGCUGGCCUUGCUCAUCAACCAGCUGGGCCUGUUCCUGAUUGUGUUCAGCGCUGGUGGCUGUGGUAUCAUCAUGUUCACGAUCUAUGUAGACUGUGACCCUCUCCUUGCAGGGCGCAUCUCCGCCCCUGACCAGUACAUGCCCUUGCUGGUGCUGGACAUCUUCGAGGACCUGCCUGGAGUCCCUGGGCUCUUUCUGGCCUGUGCCUACAGUGGCACCCUCAGCACUGCCUCCACCAGCAUCAACGCCAUGGCCGCAGUCACUGUGGAGGACCUCAUCAAACCUCGGCUGCCAAGCCUCGCACCCCGGAGACUCGUGAUGAUCUCCAAGGGGCUCUCCCUCAUCUAUGGCUCAGCCUGUCUCACCGUGGCGGCUCUGUCCUCGCUGCUGGGGGGAGGUGUCCUCCAGGGCUCCUUCACCGUCAUGGGAGUCAUCAGUGGCCCCCUCCUUGGAGCCUUCAUUCUGGGGAUGUUUCUUCCUGCCUGCAACACGCCGGGUGUCCUCUCCGGGCUGGCCACUGGCAUGGCGCUUUCACUGUGGGUGGCUGUGGGUGCCACUCUGUACCCGCCCAGCACCCAGUCCUUGGGAGUCCUGCCGUCAUCGGCUGACGGCUGUGUCAUGCCCUCAGCCAAUGCCUCUGAAUUCUUGGGCCAGUUCCUUGCCACCAACACCUCCAGCAGGAACACCAGCCCUGAAAUGGACCUUGAUCGACCAGCCUUAGCUGACAGCUUCUAUGCCAUUUCCUACCUUUACUAUGGUGCCCUCGGCACGCUGAGCACUGUGCUAUGUGGAGCCCUCGUCAGCUGCUUGACAGGCCCCACCAAGCGCAGUACCUUGAGUCCUGGGCUCCUGUGGUGGGAUCUUGCACGGCAGACAGCAUCGGUGGCCCCCAAGGAAGAAGUGGCUAUCUUGGAUGACAGCUUGGGGAAGGGUGUUGAGGAACUGCCCCCUGGAACUGAGAGGCCUCCUGACUUCCCGCCCACUGACGAGGACCAUCUGCUCUUCCUGGGGCAGAAGGAGGUCAAUGGACCCGGCUCCUGGACUCCCAGCAGUACACAUGAUCGUGGUCAGGACCUUCGGGAGACAGACCUCUGAGCCAGCAGGGGACUGGCCACCUGGGAUGGAACCUCAG
This is a messenger RNA of Enhydra lutris kenyoni (northern sea otter), 1966 nucleotides long. Its product is annotated as solute carrier family 5 member 5. Gene Ontology annotation, biological process: sodium ion transport; iodide transmembrane transport; thyroid hormone generation. The transcript is spliced from 15 exons. Gene Ontology annotation, cellular component: membrane. The coding region runs from base 1 to 1929 and encodes 642 amino acids. Gene Ontology annotation, molecular function: sodium:iodide symporter activity. The record is from RefSeq and is a predicted model, not a curated record. NCBI's taxonomy places the organism in Eukaryota, Metazoa, Chordata, Mammalia, Carnivora, Mustelidae.